Molecule: messenger RNA, 9996 nt
Organism: Orbicella faveolata
Lineage: Eukaryota; Metazoa; Cnidaria; Anthozoa; Scleractinia; Merulinidae
Biological process (GO): protein homooligomerization; action potential; potassium ion transmembrane transport
Cellular component (GO): voltage-gated potassium channel complex; membrane
Molecular function (GO): protein binding; delayed rectifier potassium channel activity
Source: RefSeq, a predicted model, not a curated record
CUAUAAGGUGGGUUUCAAAUGCUGCGUUAAUUAUUUUACUCCUUAACUUAGUGACACAUGUAUGCUAAUUUACUAAGCAGCAAGAUAUAUACUUUACCUUUUCAUUCUAGUCCGGGUUUGUCAAUACGCUUAUCUGGCUGUGAAAUGAGCGCAGCAUGCAGUUGCUUAAGUCUCGCUGUCCAGGGAAAUGAAAUAACAGAGGAAUACUGAUUGAAAGGCGUGCAUGGUGUUUGUUAACGCUCGACAUUUCUUUCUCCAGUUUGGUCGGUCUCCGAAAGAGUCAAUAUUUUGUCGCCGAGUUAAUGAUUGCAUAGUAAAUUGAUCACAACCAUGCUUAUCAAGAGCCAAAAAAAAGCGCUGCACAUUACCGGACAAUAAAAUCUAUCUAUAUUUUUAUCCAGAGAGUAUAAAUUUUGCAUUUUAUAUCUUUACUCUAAUGUAGAAACGUGUUCGAUUUCAAAGAAAAUUAUUGCUCAGGCACCAGUCUACAAAUGCAAAUCGCCAAAUCGGGAGUUAUAGUACCAGGUGUUCCUAGCGUAGAGCGAGGAAACUGGGCAUGAGAAUUGCGACAGUUUGAUCUUCGAUGACGAAAAGUAUUCGGAACAGUUCGGUCCACGAAUUCUUUAGCUUGAAAGCUAACCAAAUUAGCAAAGUUUAUGCUAGUUCUCACGAGAUAACCAAUGAGUCAAAUAUGAGUCCAAACUACGAAAACACAGACAAAACUAUGACUACUAACGUAUAACAACCAGUGAUGCUGAGACGAACACCUCAGAUGUUGAAAAUAUCAAGAAUCUUCGUGGACGGGACUCAAACAAUAUGCAACUUUGGAUCAAGAGGAUACUCAACGAAGCAACUUGAAUAAUAAAUAUCUAAGCUCAUGACGAUUAAUGAUUGUGAUCCAUAUUCUAACAAAAGGCCGUAACAUGUAUAUAUCAACAGGCUCUAAAAGCAGAUCAUUUUAUCCCUGUAGCCGUUUGUCACUAAGGCUAAAGCGUUCACGAGUUCUUAUUUCUGUAUUUCUUCGUACUUUCCCGCCACCUUCGUUCAAGGCAUUAGAUAUUAACCUUAAUUGUCUUCCAAUGAUUGGACAGUUGGAUUGGACUCGUAAAUAAUAACCUGUAAAUUUCAACUCGAUCCUCAUUGUGCACGUUGUUGUUUAAUCGUUCUUUAAUCAGCAGCUCCCUGUUAAAUGUUGCUGAAAGAAAUAGCCCUCCGCAACUGACUCUGCACCAAGACACUGAAAAUCAGCUCUUAUUUAAUUACAUUGGCCGCACAUCAGAAGGUUACGUGUAAUUCGGUCGAGAGGCUCAGAGCAGCCUUAAAUUCAAGAAAAUGAAAGGUGGCUCUGAACCCAUCAGAAAGAAUCUUUUUUUGUCUUAAAAACUUGCUUGCCAAUGAUUGGGGAUUUAGCCCUAUCAUUGGUAGUAUAUGCAACAAUCAUUGCAACAUCGCUUAAUAUAGUAUUGUUCCGUUUAUACGAAUACUAAUCCUUAAAAAAAAGUCUCCUAUUAUUUACUGCAAAUACUUCACUAGGCAAAAUGAACAACGAGUACUUAGAGAAGACUGGGCACUAGUGUAGUUUUAAUGAGGUCCGGAUGAUCGUACUUCAAAAUUAAAUUUCAGAACUCUACAUCUGCAACACAGAUUUUGAGCUGUUUUCUGAAGUAGGAAACUUUCAGGAAAACUUAUUUGCCUUGCGGUCUGAACUACAUCAGCAGCUCAAGAUGGCACCACAAUCUAGAACGUUUAUAAACAAGUACAGAAUUAUUCUUGUCGUCGAGUUCAGCAUUCUGUUUUCCAGCUGGAGUUCUUUUCCCUCAGUUGAUCACGUAAGCUGUCGUGCAGUUCGGACUUAUUUUUGUCGCUCAAUUCAGAAUUAUUUUUCAUUUCAAAUUUCAGUCAGACAUCUGGUUGAGAAUUGCGUGUCUCUCUUUUUUAAUCUUAUCUUGUUUUUGGAAUGAUGGAAAUCGUUUCUGGCAAAUUUUCUGUGACCAUAUUGUCGCUAUUUGGUUUGAUUCGUUUUCACGCUGUGUUCAGAGUUGUUUGUAGUUCAAAUGUAAGCGGCUAAGAAAACAACCUUUGAACAAGGUUGAGCAAAAUAUCGUGAUUUGUGGCGAGCAUUUUCGAGACAGCUCUGGUUUUCUUCCUACUAACAACGCAGAGUUUUUCAUUACAUUUUUUACGCGCCCCUUGUUCAUAUCUCAUGCAAGACUGUUUUGAGUGACUUUAUAUCAUCACCGACAACAGAAAAAUGAGCGAAACUGAAUAUACGAAUAAAAAAAAAAGGGAAAAAGUUCGACUGUGGUUGAUCUAAAGUAGCUAAAGAAAACAUUAAAUUUAUGCCAAGAUAGAGAAGAUAUUUCAAGGAUUAAUCUGCAGCAGGUUUUGUCAAAUGAUAAUGUACUUUUUGCUAUGUUCAACAAGAUGGCGCGCUCUCCUCCGGUUAAUUCAAAUAAUAGCUUGUUUCCAUAGAGACAUCAAUAUGUUUUUCGUUUAGAUUAUAACUGCGAAGUCUUCUUAAAUGCCAAAGGUUCACCGGAACCCUUCUCUGGCUUUCUUGAUUAUAAUAGCGCGAUACGUUUUAAAGGACUUUCUUUCCGUAGUUUCUUUCACAUCAUUAAUGGAGCGCUCGAGAGAGCUCAUUUAUUAAAAUUUCACGGAAAUUUAAUCAAAUAUCCCUUCAAAUAAAUAAACGUCUGGCUACGCAAGACAAGCGUAAUAACCAAAACGAUUACGGGACAGCGACACUAUAUUUCGAAAAUCGCAGCAUAAAUAGACCCAGCCGAAACUUUGUACAAAAGCAAAACUGCCUCCAUCCUCACAGCUCUGUUCAAAACAUAGGAAGUAUUAUCGUCUCGAAAAGAUGACUUCCUCUUCUAACACCAAAACAUAAAUAAAUGUAAGAUCACUUUUUUGAUCGUUCGCAUCAUCUGUUCACUAAACUUCCAGCGAGAAAACUUUAAACGGUACGAAAAUUAGCUAAAAAUAUGAAAGAAAGUCUGUAGCAUACCCAUUAAUUUUUUUUUUUUUUUUUUUCUGUUUCCGUUUUCAAAUACCUGAAUUCUCCUUCUGGACUACCAUUCAUGAAAUUUUGUUAUUAUGCAGCUUGACAAAAGUCUCCCAUAUAAGUCGUUAUUGUUAGCUCCGAGGGGUAAAAAAAAGCUCAAAUCGUUAAUGAGAUCCGGCGACUCACUUCGCUAAAUCCGGUAGACAUAAGAGGCUUUCUUCCCACUCGUUACUCUCCAGAUGUCAGACUUAUGCAAUCGGAAUCACGAGCGCUUUCAACAUGAUAAAACCAGAAGCAUUGUGGCUUCGAGGGAAUUGAAUUUUGAAUUAUUGGAGAACGUGUUUCGGCUCUUUGAAGAAAACAGUCUAAUUACAUUCAAGUUCAAGCUAACUUGGUACGAUCAUCGCACAUCUUGUUCGAUUGGAAACUAAUGCACAGAGAAGAUGUUAGAUGGCUUGAUGAAGACAAUGUUAAUCGCUUUCUACGUGGUAUGUCUCGUUUAUUAAGGUAAGAUUUUGAUGAUUUCAUACGAUAUUUUACGAAGGAACGUCCUUUCCUGCCAAAACAAAUUUACAGACAGACGGCUGAACAGGCUUAAUCUUCAAAGGAAACAAUCACCGCAUCAUGUCAGCCGAUAAAAUAAGCUGAUUUAAAGAUCUUCUGCGUUGGUUAGGUCAAUCUUAAAUGUUUUAUUCUAGUCAGCUAAAUGCUCAAUGUUCCAACUGCAGCAACACGCGAAAUAUUAUACCUUGGUCACAAAAGUAUAAAAAGGAAAAACACAAAAUAAUUACAGCUUUACAACAUGCAAAAAAACAAUCCGAUUGAUUAAGGUAGUGUUAUGAUUGUUCGAGAUUUGAGUAGCGCCUCAAGAGAACUUUGAGUAACACGACAAGCAAUAUUUCAUUCGUAUUGAAAUGUUUACAGGAUAAAAAUCAAUCAUUUUCAGGAAGUAUAUGCCAUGUUUUUCCGGUAGAUUUGCGUAAAGUUUCUGUAGAUUAAAUAUACAACGGACACUAAUAAUAUAAAACUCGAGUUUUCCUCAGUAUCUGUAAUCAGUUUCUCUACACUCAAGAGUAUCCCAGCCAUAGAACAUCUGACUAAACUGAACUCAAGACUCAAUAACGGGCACGAUGGGGAAUAAAUAAAAUAUUCUAAACGACGUUGUUUCUUUGUUGUAUGAAGAGCUGCAAGAAAACGUUUUCGUAUCAAAACUAAGUGAAAUUUACUUUGUGAUCUCGCCGACCUUUUUCAAGAUGAUAUUAGACAUUUUCUACACCUAAAUCUUAGGUCAAUGACCCAAACCUUAUUACGGUUUUGUUUUGCAAUACUUCUUUAACGUUAAUAUAUUUAAUACUCUUGGGGGUGGUGAUGACUUGACGGAUAGCAUUUGUAAAGAAAAUCUGCGAAACUGUAUCUGAUUUCAAUAUGGAGCUUGAAGCAUUUUUGAAAUUCUACCUACAUCAACAGUAGCACAUUAAACAUCUUAUUACUGACGAAAUAACUCAAUAUAUGCCACAAAUUUGUAUAUUGAACAUGUUUUCAAUAUUGCAUCGGCGUGGGUCGGAUUUGAAAAGCAUAAACAGAUUACCUGAAAGUACGAAAUGAAAGCACAGUUCUGUGAUGUCAUUAUCGGAUCAGGGACCUGGGCAUAGUGGCGUUACAUUGAAUUAUCUCGUAUAUGUCGCGCAUGUUAUCAACCAAUGACACGUCAGCGGUCUUGAUAAUUUCAAUGUAACGAGUAAACUCUUAAUCUAACAUACACAAUAUAAAGUCCUGUGUAUUCUUUUUUCACAGUACAAUUAAAGAGGCGCUACUAUGAUAGGCAUACUUCGAAAAUUCAGAAUCCACUGCAACGUACAUUUACACGUGGAAAGCUGGAAAGAUUGUUGAAGUUUUGUUUAAAACUGGCAUAUUGGUAGAACUAGGUAGUGCCAUCAUCAUCAGUUACUCAAAAACAAGAGUCCUUGAGUGCAAAACUCUGCCAUUGUGUCUCAGUAAAUCUACUCAAACUGAAGACAAUUUGCUCUCCUUUCUUGACUGUUUCCUAGGUGUGCACGUUGUUUAUGAGUAGCAGUACUCGAACUGUAACCACUGUUUUGAUAACAACAACAAAAAAACAAAAUGGUCGUGACAGUGUUCAUUUAAGGGAAUCAUCAAACCACUCCCAAGCCCUGUACUGUAAGGAAGGCAUCACUCUGCUUCUGUAAUUUGAAGGUUAAAAUUAGCCUCAUUUUCAAAUUGGCACACUUUUAUCAAACAUUAUUCCCACCUUCUCGAUGCGUCUCUGAUCGAUGAAAUUCAACAUUAACCACUGCAUUGUUUCGUUGAUGAUUUGUUGCUGUUGUUGUUGCUGCUGUGGCUGUUGUGGUUGUUGUUGUUUUUAUUAUUAUUAUUGUUGUUGUUGUUGCUGUUGAGGGUGAACCUUAAGAGUCGUUAGAGUUAUUAUUCAGUCAUAAAUUUAAGGAAGUUGAGAGGCUUGCUUAUAGACGUGACAUUGGCACAGGUUAACUGACACGCUCAAUUACCUUAAAAAUACACUCAAACCAUUAUGGCGAUAGCUAUAUUGCCCUUUACGCGGGGGCAAACAUGUACAUGUUUCAAUUUGUAUAUUAAAUUUUAUCAAAACCUCUCCCUAAAACUGUUUGAAAAACUGAUUAAAAAGCAAUCAUGCAGUGAAAGCUGGACCGGAUUACUAUGCUUGACAUAAGCAAUAAAAUAUUUGCGACAGUCAUCGCUGGCGGCGACAGGUUUGCCGCUAAAAGCGGAAAGUGAUCGGGUCAAGCGAAUCUGAUUGUCAGUGUCAUAAUUUUGAAAUAUCACCGUCAUCUAACAACGUCAUAAGACGCGGCGUGAUUGGUCACUGACCUAAGCGAACCUCUUAAUCAUUUCAACGAAUACAGCUUGUAAAAAAGAAUAAUUUAAACUUUCGAAAGCGUUCGAAGCUACCAACGUUGAGAGCGCUAAGUGUAAUGGUGACGCAGAAAAGCUAAAAGCGUUGUUCUUCGCGCUGAAAUCAUCUAAAAAUAUACUAAGACUAGAAGGCGAUCUGACUGAGCUGACAAUGCCUUCUUCUGGCAAAAGUAAGAAGCGUUCCAAUCGAGUUGUGAUAAACGUUGGUGGAGUUCGGCAUGAAACCUUUCUAAGUACAUUAAAAACCAUUCCCGAUACUCGACUCUCUUAUCUUGGAGAACAUCACACAACCGUAGCCCGGACACCGGAGUACGAUGCCUCUAAACAGGAGUACUUCUUCGACAGACACCCAGGCGUUUUUUCGCAGAUCUUGAACUUUUACCGCACAGGAAAACUUCACUGCCCUUCAGACGUCUGUGGCCCGCUGUUUGAGGAAGAACUCGGCUUCUGGGGUAUCGACGAACAACAGGUUGAAACGUGCUGCUGGGAAAAUUACAAACAACACAAAGAAAAACAAGAGAAGCUCAAAAAUUUCAAGCUUCCAGGAUUUGAAGAGAGCCAAGAAGACAAAUUUUUGUCCAAAGAUUCGGGUCUUUUUGAGGAUGUGGAUGAUGUGCACUCGUGGUGGUCUCGAUAUCAGCCCAAGGUCUGGAAGAGCCUUGAGGAACCUUAUACUUCAUUUUGGGCAAAGAUGGUUGGAGUCGUGUCAUUUGUCGCUUUCACAGCCUACAUCAUCAAAUUUUCUUUGUCGACGCUUGAAUAUUUCAGCGACAAAACCGCUCCUCGAUACAUUGCCUUAUCAGUGACCCAUCUCAUCUGCGUAUCAUGGUUCACCAUGGACUUUGCUCUUAGGCUCUUAUUUUCUCCUAAUAAACGAGCCUUCGUAAAGAGCCCCUACACUUGGACGGACCUGAUACCGCUGGUUCUUUUAUACGUGUUCUUUUUCCACCCGUCGUUGGAAAAGAUUCCAUUCUUGGAGAUGCUAGUCAUGUUAAAAGCGGCACGUAUUUUCCAGCUAUUUAAACUGUCUUACGUUCUUCAAGUGCUUGUCAACACUCUUAAGGCGAGCUCCUGUGAGCUGUGCCUGUUACUAGUAUUCAUGGGAUUCGUCAUGGUAGUGUUUGCCAGCUUUGUGUAUUUCCUGGAAAGACACGAGUUUGACAGUGACUUCAAAAGUGUGCCCGAGAGCAUGUGGUGGGCUGUGAUUACCAUGACAACGGUUGGUUACGGCGAGGUAUAUCCUCGCACGUGGAUUGGAAAGACCGUGGGAAGCGCAUGUGCAAUAUGCGGGGUGCUGGUCAUUGCGUUACCAGUAUCAGUGGUCGCAAGUAACUUUUCCCUCUUCUACACCUACGCCAAAGCCAGGCUCAACUUACCACCCAAGAAAAGGCGAGUUGCUUUCUCCCAUGCUCUCACGUCCAUGCACAAUCAGAGAACACAAGGAACACCCGAUGACGGAGCGCAUGCCAAAUUUACGUCACUGUGCAGUGAGAGGCAAACAGAACGAAGCUUUCCCUCCGAGAUCUCGAUAAGUUGUUCGGUUACUCCCAGGGGAAGUUUAAAGAAAUCCUCUUUCUGGUCUCUCCGUUCGAUGUCGAGGUUACUGAGGCCUAAGAAACGAUCCGUAAGCCGAAGCAGAUCAUUGAAUUCGGUGUUUUCAGAUUUCAGGACCCAAAAGAAAAGAUCUACAGAGGGAAUCACCUUGCGAUUCGAGCCGCCCUCUAGGGCGCCGUCGGUGACUGACAUACCAAGGGAUCAAAUGGGAGGUUCGCUACCAGAUGAAAACGCCUUACUUCACGUGCCAAUGGGAUCCAAAAGAAAAAUUUCAGCUAAAGAAACUGCGAAAGAAAUCCAUCGGACCCCGCUGAUAAACAAAUCGCUUUACCCACUACACCUCAGACGCGGCGCCGUGUCACCAGCGUCUUUCAGCCUCAAGAGCGCGUCCACGGCGUCUAGCUUAAACGCCUUGCCGCGAGGCUACAAUGAGCUAUACAACGCCUUGAACAGUAAAGGACCGAUAAUUCUUCUGUCGGAUCAAGCCAGUGUGCAGAGCCUGUGUUCGAUAAAUUCCCGAAUGACUUGUUCAUGCUCGAGUUUGAGAACCGCGGGUAGUGAUGGGCUUGCUAAUACCGACGGGAAUCGAACACGGUUAGGGAGUGAUGGUAGUUUAGUGUACAGCCCGACAGAAAAGGUUGACGGGACUCAAGUAACUCUAAGCGUCCCCGUUGAGUGUCACAGGAAACGGAAAGACAGCAGCGAGAGUCGCACUGGUACAAAAGGGACCGAGAACAGUCACAGUCUGCCAGCGACGAAAAAGGGAAAACGCGAAAACGACGCGACUGAUUACAGUAAUGACAGAAAUGAAACUGAGUUUAAGCCUGUAGAAUUCGUGACGCUACCACAUGAAGCGGAAGCCGGCAACAGAGGAAAACGUGACGGGAAGCUUGUAAAUUCACAGGUAGAUCAUGGAGAAAAUGCAAGUCAUGGACAUAGUAGGAAGAAUGAAAAUAUUGUAGCUGACAAUCAAAACGUCAAUCAAAGUCAGCAUUACCAGGAAACAAUGAGCGAAACUACACCAAAUGAGGAUAAUUCACCAAGUGAAUUUACCAUUCCACAAGCAAAUACCCCGUUUGAAAAAGGAGACGAUUUCAAAUUACCUGUUAAACCUGUUCCUGUAAUGGGUAGGGCUGUAUCAGCUUAUUCCAUCAUGGAAUACAAUAUUGGUAAAAAUAUGUCACCUAGAAACGGCGAGAAUCAAGCCGUGCAUAGCAACUCUAAAGUGUUUGACUGUAAAAGUGAAAAUGGCCCUAAACGUCGACGACACAGUGCCUUCACGACGUGUCAUGACAAUAACGCUUCCUUGGUGAACCGACGAAGGGGUCGUCUGAGUACAGGUUGCAUGAAGGAACACGUGACCGAGUGCGAACCGCUGAUCAACGGAAGUGUAGUGCAGGCUCACCCUUGUGAGGAGCUUGAUGGGGACAAGGAGGAAGAAGAUAUUUUUAUCUUUCAAAGCGAUCAAAAUUUUCAAAGCGGGAAAAGACUCCGAAAGAUCGGGACAAGUGACUCCCCGCCAGGUUUCAUUCAAGAAAAGCAUCCCUCGUGGAAUAACAACACAAAUACGGAGGGUAACCAUGGUGAUGAGGACUUGAAUGAUGAAACCGGGAUUCAACCUUGUUCGGAAUCACUCAACAAUGAUUCCGCGUGUAGCAAGCUUCCCAGUAUAAAAAUUCAACAUGACAAUUCCUCUGAGCACGUAAGGACAUCCCGCGUUUGAUAUAUCCCAUAACUUAGAGACAGUCAACAUGAAAUUGUUUUAACCAUUUAUAUAUAUCGUAUUCUAGCCUUGUUUCCAACUGGCUAGUUUUUUAAGGAACUGACAAUUAAAAAACUUCGUGUUUUAAACUAAGUCAAGCAGAACGGUAAUGGAUCUUUUUACCGAUGUUACGCAAUAUCAACAAUUUUUCAUACUUUUCAUUUUUUAGAAUGAAAAGCACGAAGAAUUGAUAGUAUUGCGUAAAAACAACAAACAAAAAAACCUCCAUAGAUCCCAUAUUCGUAUUCUCAUUGCUGGACUGUAGCUUGUAAUGAAGGCUCAUACGGGGAAAUGUCAUUAAAAAGAUAUAAACGUCAUUUGCAUUUAACAAGACUCCCCGUAUAUUAGCCUCAGUUGCACGCUAGUUCCAGUCCAAUGCCGGGAAUACGAAUAUGCCCUAUUUAGUGAAUAAGCGAAGUUUUAUAGGAAUCCGCUGCAAGGUCGUGAAAAUACGGGACCCUAAACUUGCAAAUUUUUACAAAGAAACGUAUGCCAGGGGGCAGUGUCAGAAUUUUUGGUUGAAUGAAAAGCGUCCUUGGUUUUCUUAGCGCACCGCGCUGGGCGCAGAUUUCAAAAUAACUACGGCUGAAUGUCGUCCAGCUUUAAUUUUUUCAUACCUUCUUGAUGAAUCCAUACUCAGUGUUUUGAGUCAUACGUCAAACUCUUCGACAACGCACCGUCAUGUUACAACGGUGUGAUGUGACGUCACAGACACUGUGAGGUCACAGUCCAAAAGUGCUUCCCGUCUGUGCUAACAGCAUCU